UUCUGUGCUUUCGUGUAUGACCAUACAGAGAGACUUUCGGUGUUUUGGUCGUGAAGGCACCCUCGAAACGCUUUCACGCUGACUCGGGGUGAAACGUCAAGGAACGGAGAAGACGUUAAGGCAAUGGCCAAGCGCUGUAGACGCGCUGUCAGGAAGGGAAAAGCGAAAUAAGCUGUGAAAUUGUGACUGUCGAAAGUGAGUGAGACAGCGAAAGCCGGCGAGUCGAAGGGGAUGCCAGGUUGGAGUUUUCCGCCCUCACUAGACCUCCCCCAACUUACACGGAGUCAUCCGCCCCCGUCCCGUAAUUCUCCGUGUAAAAUCUCAUUGGCGCUCAUAACAACGCCCCCUUUACUGCUUAUAUUUCAUCGUAAAAUUGAAAACAUUUUUUUUCUUUUCCUCUAAAUCAUUCUUCUACAACAAAUAGGAAAACUGCUAGUACUGGCUUCCGCAUUUUCCCCGAAUUGUUGUUUCCUUUUUGAAUGAAAGUUUUCAAAUGCCGCGUUCUAUGUUUGCCGCUCUCGAUGUCUGCGCAUGCGUAAAUGCCCAUCACCGAGCCAUAUUGAUUCCAAGGAGAGCGAAGAAGAGAGAAAACUUAUCUUCUCAUGUUUAUCUUCCAAAAGUUUGAAAAAAGAUUAAUUAAAAGUUCGCAAUUAUUAUGAGCUAUAGUUCAUUUCUUGUUCAAAAUGAAGAAGACUGUUAACAAUACGGAGAUGAAAGUUUGAUGGUUAUGGCAUUACAUACUGAAGUUUGAAUAUUGAAGGUUACUGAUUUAAAAUGAAAGGAAAGGAAAAUUAGUAUCACUAUUUGAACGUAAAGAAUCAUGAAACAAAUAAGGAUAAUUUUUUAAAACUGCAAAUAUACAAAGAAUAAAACAAUCGAAGAUGAAUGGCUGAAGGAGAAUUUACUUGCGAACGUCUAUCAAGCACAAAAGGAGUUCGAUUCAAUCUUGAAUAAAAUAAUGAACCUUAAUAGUAAAUAAUCAUUUUAUGUCCUUAAGACUUCAUGACGAUUUGAACGUCCACGUGCCUUAGUUUUAUUUGAAACAAAACAAACGGGCAAACCUUUCCAUACUUAAGGAAAACCCCGUUAAAUCACAUUAUGUUGGCACUAAAAAUGAACUAACGAAUGCAUCAGUUGGCACAGAAAAUAUUCAAAAGUAAUGCUGCUUUAAAAAUUUUACUCGUUAAAGUAUAAUAAUGACGGAAGAGGUUACGGCACAGAAAAGAAUGACAGAGCAAGGGGAAAGAAUUUUCUGCUAAAUUUGUUAACUUUAAACCUUAACGGUUUUCAUGAUAUAACACCGCAGAAAAGAUUAGUUUUCCUUUGGUUUUCCCAACAUCAAAAACUCCACGAUGCCCUGGUCGAACGAAGAGGUACUGGUCCUCAUCGCCGAAUACGAGCAGAGACCCAUCCUGUGGAAUGCAUUCCUCGACGAGUAUAAGGAUCGCAGCUUGAAGGCUGACACGUGGGCGGAGCUCGCCUAUGUCAUGCAGAAGGACCGACAUGAGGUGGAGAAAAAAGUGCACGCCCUACGAGUUCAAUUCAACGAGGAACUAAGGAAAUUGGAGAAGAAAAGGUUAGCCUACGGGUGUGACGAACUCCCUAGAUCGGCAUGGCAAUACUUCGAUGCCCUCAGCUUCAUUGUGGCCGGUUGCAAGAAGAAGAAGGCCACGCACCACCCACAGGUCAUGGCACCCCUUCUACCCAAGCCCGAGGGGUCACAGCCCCUGUCCUUUGAGGAGCAGGCAGUUGCAUUAGCGCUUACAACGACAGGUGCCAUGGCGCCCCACGACACCUUCACCUCCGCCACGCCUCACAGCACAUCUACCUCAGCCGUACCUCAUGCUACCUUCCUGGCGACUGCCAAGGGAACCAAUGCACAGCAGGGCACCCAGAAAAAACAGCAAUUCGACCCCAGGGUGAAGAAACAUGUCCUGGAGAGGGUAUUCGACGCAGGCAACAAACCGAAAAUAGACGAGUACAACGCCUUCAGCGCCUACAUAGCGUCCGAGUUCCGCUCCCUGAAGUCUGAAUCGGUCAAGAAGAGGCUCAAGAAGAACAUCUUGAGCGCACUGAUGAGGGCAUCCGAGGAAGACGACGCAGAGAAAAACUUCGGUUCUCAGCCUUCGUCACAAUUCUUCGACUCCCAAAACCCGGUGUCGUCGGCACCGAGUCCCAGGGGGUCGUCCAGCCCAACGACCUCCAUCGAUGACCAUCAUGUGAUGAGCAUGCAGUCCGUUACCAACCAAAUGGUAGGAGUGAUAGAUAACGUUUUAAGGAAAGGGAGAGCCACAGAAAGACCAGAGGGACCAUCCAAUACCACUUCAGAACCAUACAUGUCGCCUGAAGCUAGGCCUAUAAAGGAAGAAAUGGAAGAGUUCCUGGAAGAUGAAAAAAGUCGAGAGGGGGCUGCGAGCCCCGAUUUUCCUGGCGUCCAAGUCACUCUAAACGAAGGUCCUCUUCCACAACGGAAAAGGAGAAGGACCCAAUACGAAGACGUGCAGAGCUCGAACAGGAGUCCUCACAACUAUUAUAACGACGACCUACGCGACGCCGAAUCGGAGGAGGAAGAGCUCUUCGGCAGGUACGUCGCUGCCUCCCUCAAGAAGUUCCCCAGGAGGGCCAAGUCCUUUGCCAAGAUGCGCAUCCAGCAUGCCUUAUUCGAGACGGAGGAAGGCGACAGAUUAGGGAAAGAGUACACUCUCAGCGUCAGCAUCACUGAGGGAAAUUAAGCAGGGUAAAGGCGCUGGCUGACCUUCGUCUGCCCGGUCUCUGGCCAGCACACUCUUCUUCUCUGGACUUCCUCCUUAAACCCUCUUCCCAACCCCCGCCCCUCUUAUGUCUCUCGGCUAGGUGAACUGCGCUUUGUUCCCUAUGCCUGACCUAACUCCAGAAACUAUAGGUUGAGGCCGAGCCAACAGCAAAAUCAAUACAGCAUUUUUUAACAAAUGUGCGAAGAUAUCGCUAUAUCGGCGGUAAGACGAAACAGAACGUGAUCAUUCAGUAAGACAGAUGAAAUCACUGUAAAUCUACAUUAUUAAAGCGUACAAAACCUAAGAUUAAAAAGUCAAACAACUGACUAUCCCCACAAAAAUACAAUGAUAGCAAUAAACCUAAGAUCACUCAAUAGAUGGUUUACAGAAUAAAUAAGAAUUAAAGGUACAGAAUACAAACACAU
Molecule: messenger RNA, 3178 nt
Organism: Macrobrachium nipponense
Lineage: Eukaryota; Metazoa; Arthropoda; Malacostraca; Decapoda; Palaemonidae
Exons: 5
Coding region: 1353-2732 (459 amino acids)
Source: RefSeq, a predicted model, not a curated record